GGGAAAAACCUUUAGUGCGCUAAUUUUCAGUCCUGGUGUGUGUUAGUGUGUGUAAGUGUGUGUUAGUGAGUGUUAGUGAGUGUAAGUGUGUGUUAGUGUGUGUUAGUGAGUGUUAGUGAGUGUAAGUGUGUGUUAGUGAGUGUUAGUGUGUGUUAGUGAGUGUUAGUGAGUGUAAGUGUGUGUUAGUGAGUGUAAGUGUGUGUUAGUGAGUGUAAGUGUGUGUUAGUGUGUGUUAGUGUGUUAAACCCUGGAGUACUGAGACUUUAAUACAGUGUAAAGCAGUGUGUUCUCUCUCUGCGCGCGCUCUCGGGGUGUCUGAAGGAAACCGGACCGAAUUCCACAUGGAUCUGUAGUGAAGGUGUCCCGGGUCUGGAAGAUGGCGGAUAAAGGCUCGCUUCUGACCUCCGUCAUUAUUUUCUACCUGUCCAUCGGAGCGACUGUGUUUCAUCUGCUGGAGGAACCGAACUGGAGAACCGCGGUCCAGAAGUACCAACAGGAUAAAGCUCGGAUCCUCCAAACACACCCGUGUCUCACCAAAGACGACCUAGACACCAUCAUCGAGACGGUGGCCACAGCAGCAGGUCAGGGUGUCACCAUCACUGGAGACAAACCCUACAACCCAUGGAUAUGGCAGAACGCCGUCAUCUUCGCUGCCACUAUCAUCACCACCAUCGGUUACGGUCAAGUUGCUCCGAAGACGGCGGGUGGGCGUGUCUUCUGCAUCGUGUUCGGUUUAUGUGGAAUUCCGCUGUGUCUCACAUGGAUCAGUGAACUUGGAACGUUCUUUGGCAGCAGAGCCAAACGUCUGAGUCAGACUCUACUGCAUCGACGAUUCACUGUGAAAAAGGUACAGUUUAUCUGCACUACGUUGUUCCUGUUGUGGGGUUUGCUGUUCCACCUGCUCAUCCCUCCGCUCAUCUUCAUGUGUGUGGAGAACUGGACGUAUCUGGAGGGGCUUUACUUCUGCUUCAUCACGCUCACCACCGUGGGCUUUGGAGACUACGUAGCAGGUGUGAACACGCAGCUGAACUACAAGGCUCCGUACCGGUUCUGUGUGGAGUUAUGGAUCUACAUGGGCCUGGCGUGGCUUUCUCUGUUCUUCAGCUGGAACGUCAACAUGGUGGUGGAGGCCCACAAAGUCCUGAAGAAACGCAGAGAGAUGCGUCACAAGCUUUCUGCUGCUCAGCUGGAGCAGAUGCACAAAGCACCACUGCCUCACGCACCCAGCAUCGUGGACAUCUUCAAGUUCAUGUCGGAGAAAGGUGAGGACUAUAGCGACGUGAUCCGAGCCAUUGGCACGGCCGAGAAGAAGAAGAAGCAGCAAGAGGAGGAGCUCACGCGCUCCAAGAGCUGCAGCGAACUCCUCAAACAGGUGCUGAUCCCGCUGGAACAGUCACCACGCCAGAAACGCAGAUUCAGCAUCGGAGACAAUGUCUACAUGGUCAUCUCCAGAGCCAGAGGUUCCACCGGAGAUCUGGAGUGCGGAUCCCUUCAGGAGGAACUAAGCCAAGAUCCAGAUCUGGGCAAGCAGAAGUGUUCAGAAAAGGAAGUUCUAAGGAGAGCAGGAAGUUUAGAGUGGGACUCAAGAUACGUUUCCCGGAGAUCCUUUCAGAUCCCCAGCUUCAGCUUUAGCUUCGAUACAGAAGACUCAGGAACCCAGGAAGGAGCCUCAAGGUUCUCGGUGACCAGAGUGAAUGAGAAUUUAUUAGAGAAUGGAGAAGGACCAGGGUGAGGAGCAGAGACCUCCUUCAAUAUCCUUCACUGCUUACAGUGCACAGUUAGGCUAAUUCAGUGAGAACUUUUAUUUAAGUGGAGACCCUGACAAGAACCUGGUGAAAACCUGAUUUGGAACACAGCCCUGUUAUUAGUUAGGUAAUGAAUGACUGAUUCUUGUAAAACUGCUGUAAGUGUGUGUGUGUGUGUGUGUGUGUGUGUUUCCUGCGUGACUUGUUUCAGAUGAGUGAUAAACUGGAAAUAAAUGUCUUUUUCUAUAUCCUUUAAAAUAAAAUCUCCUGAGAUGUACACA
Pangasianodon hypophthalmus (striped catfish) is the source of this 2026-nucleotide messenger RNA. RefSeq names its product potassium channel, subfamily K, member 5b (gene kcnk5b). The record is from RefSeq and is a predicted model, not a curated record. Bases 377 to 1732 code for a protein of 451 amino acids. The transcript is spliced from 5 exons. Lineage: Eukaryota; Metazoa; Chordata; Actinopteri; Siluriformes; Pangasiidae. Gene Ontology annotation, molecular function: potassium ion leak channel activity. Gene Ontology annotation, cellular component: membrane. Gene Ontology annotation, biological process: potassium ion transmembrane transport; stabilization of membrane potential.